Molecule: messenger RNA, 4615 nt
Organism: Drosophila gunungcola (fruit fly)
Lineage: Eukaryota; Metazoa; Arthropoda; Insecta; Diptera; Drosophilidae
Exons: 3
Coding region: 461-3367 (968 amino acids)
Source: RefSeq, a predicted model, not a curated record
GUUGUUUUUAUGAGCCAGAUUCGAGCCAGUUUGUUGCCCCUGCUCUUGCCGUUGCUUUGCUUCUUCGUCUUUGUCUUUGUCUUCAUCUUCUCCGGUCUUUUUGUUGGCAUUUCAUUUCCAUUUUCACAACCUGAACCCCCGACGACGAUUCAAGUCGAUUGUCGAUUCAACUUCAGCUUCAGCUUCAGUUUCAAUUCAACACAACACAACGCAACGCAACUGAAAGAGGCCGCGCAGCCGCAGUCGCCGCUUCAGUCGCUCGGGGAUUACACCUUGCGCUGCGUUUGCGUUUACGUUUGCGCUUGCGCACUUCACCGAUUUAAACGGCCGCUGUUAUUGUUAUCAUUCUCCGCUCUGCGUUUUGCCAUUUUCGGGCGGCUUAAAAAGUGAAACCACCCGCGGAGGUGACCACGCCAGGUGACCCACAGAAUACUCCCACGUGGAGGUGCCAAUCGACGAGAUGCGUCAGCGGUGCGGCAGCGUUUACACCUGGAAUUGUGCCGGCGAGCUCUAUGCCAUCGAGUGUUCCCUGUGCGAGGAGCGGCCCUUGUGCGCCCUCUCCGAGUUUCCGGAGCACAUGGACGUGUGGCACUCCGAUUGGCAGGCACCCGAAACGCAAGCCGAUGAAGCCGAUGGGGCCACCUCAUCCGGAGCCAUUCCCGAAGAUGAUCUCAUGCAGGAGGUGCUGGCGGAGCAGCGGACCAAUGGCGAGGACAAUGAACUCAAGCAGCAACUGGUGCUGCAAUUGAACGCCAUCGAGGAGGAGAUGCUGCCAGGUGAACCUGACGAGCACUUGGCAGAAGUGGAUAUGGUUGCGGAUGCGGAACUGGGCAAGGCUGGCGAAGAACUGUUAAAAACGUCGCGAAAAACAGGAGAAUUGGGAAUUGAAGAUGCUACAGAACCCCUACAAGUUCCAGAUUCCACAGUGGAGGAGGCAUCGCCCGUGCCGGCUGGCCAGCGCCUGACCAGGCAGCAUGUGGACCGCCUGAUCGAGCUGUACCGCUCGGAGCCGCGCCUCUGGAACCAGACGCACGCGCAGUUCCACGACAUGGUGCUGUGCCGCGACUCCUGGCGCCGGAUCACGGACGCAUGGGGCGCCUACUGCGGCCGCACCUUCAGCGUGACGGACGUGCGGAUCCGGAUGUCGACGCUGUGCCAGCGGUAUCUCAAGCAGCGGGAGCGUGUGGUGGCCGACGGCGAGCUGGCGGACGAGGUGGCCCGGUUCGCCCACUUCGACCAGCUGAGCUUCCUGUGCGAACAGCAGUCGCUGCUGAAGCGGCAGCGUCACUACGCCCGCGAGAACGCCCGCCUGCUGGAGCUGUACGAGCACUAUCCGGUGCUGUGGCACAACGCCCACAAGCGGGUGAGAUGCACGGCGACGGUGCGCCGGCGACAGGAGGCCAUUAUGGGCCUUCAGCUGGCCCUGCGUCUGUCGGGGAUCAGCCUGUCGCCGGUGGUCAUCCAGCGGCGGCUGCAAUCGCUGCGCAAACGCUAUCGCCUGGAGAAGAUCGCCUACCUGCAGAGUGUGGUGGAGGGCAGGCAGGCGGAUUUUGUGUCCGGAUUCGAGCACUAUGCGGAAAUGGAGUUCCUGCACAAGCACAUCGAUCCGUAUGUGUGCGCCGUGUGCGGCAAGAUCUUCGAGAAUCUGCUGGGUCACCAGAUGCACGUCCAGGUGGGCUGUGAUGAGGUGCGGCAGAUGGAUCACCGGGGUGGCACCACAUCGGGGCACCAGCUGCUGGGGGAGCAGCUCAGGGCGGUGUUGAGCGAGGAGAAGGAGCUGGUGGCGAAGGAAACCCAGCAGGCCGUCGAACUGCUGAGGGAAAAGCUGGCUCAACCCGAUCCCAAUACCGAUCCCAAUACCGAUCCCCUAGAGAAUGGAGAUGGGCAGAUCACCCUGGCCGAGGCCUGUGCCGCUGCCCAACUGGAGGAUGCCAGCGCAAUGGUCGCCAUUGAGGAGGAGGAUCGGCCAGAGGGCGGGCAACGCCAUCGCUUGGGUCACCAGGAAACGCUGGAGCUGAUCCGUCUGUACCGCUCGCAUGUCUGCCUGUGGGACCCCAAUCACCUGGACUACCAUGAUCGCGGCCAGCGACGACUGGCCUGGCAGGCCAUCACGGAGGAGCUGAACUCCGCGUCCGGUGGCUCACAUCGCCUCACCUGGCAGAUGCUGCACCGCAAGAUCACCGACUACAGCAAGUACUAUCGCAGGGAGAAGCAGCGCCAGGCGCAGACCCAGACCCAGGGCCAGGAGGCGGAUGCGGAUGCGGAUGCCACGCCCCAGUGGAACCUGUUCGCAGAGUUCCGCUUCCUGGACGACGUGCUACCGAUCAGCGGCAGCGAGCUGCAGAAGACGCUCAACCAGCGGGACAGCAACCUGAAGAUCAUAGCGGUGUACCAGGGCUAUGCCCAGCUGUGGUGCACCGACCAUCCGGACUACACGAAGCGGCGGCAGCGUCAGCGCCAGCUGGAGUCGUUGUGCACCCGGCUGCAGGAGGAGUGCAACCUGCAGCUGACGGUGGAGCGGCUGAAGAGUCGCCUGAUCGAGUUCCGCUGCCAGUAUCGCCACUGUAAGGAGGCCCGCAUGGCGGCCACCAAGAAGUCGGAGCCCUGGACGCCCAAGUACGAAUACUACGAGGCGCUGCGCUUCCUCGAGCUCCACGUGGCCCCCUUCCAGUGUGCCCGGUGUCCGGCCUCCUUCAAGCGGCGCACCGACUACCUGCAGCACGAGCGCAACGUGCACGCGGAGGUGGAGAAGUCCCUGGAUGGGCAGUACUUCAUGGUACGUCGCCGUCAGAGUAGCCGCAAGCCCAUGGAGGCGGGGGCGGCGACGGAGGAGCAGAACGAUGAGCUGGCCAACAUAUGCCACAUCUGCGGACUAAAGUUCACCCUGCGGAACAGUUUGCUGGCCCAUUUGCGGCGCCAUCUGGGCCAACGUACCCACGCCUGCUGCGAGUGCCCCAAGAAGUUCUUCAGCUCGACGGCCCUGCGAGUCCACGAGCGCAGCCACACCAAGGAGUUGCCCUACGUCUGCGAGCACUGCGCCCGGGGAUUCGUGAAUGCCAGCAAACUGAACCAGCAUGUCAAGCGGCAUCGCAACCAGCGCGACCAUCCGUGCACCCGCUGCGACAAGGCGUUCUUUACGGCCCACGAGCGGGACCGGCACAUGCGCGCCCAUCUCAACAUCCGCGACAAGGUGUGCCCCUACUGCUCGCGAGCCUUCGUCGUGGGCAGUGCCUACUACGCCCACCUCAACCUCCAUCGCAGCGAGAAGCGCUACGCAUGCCCGUCCUGCGGCAAGCGGUUCGCCCAGUACGCCGGUCUCUACAAGCACCGUCGCCGCUGUCUGCCGGUUGAAGUUAUGGAGGAGUGAGCGUUGAGCGUUGAGCCAGAGCCUUAAACCCUACACCUCCUAUUCCUUUACCCAUAUGGAAAAAGAAAGCUACAAGCAAAACAUAUAUAUAGAGGAGUGAGCUCUGUAUUUUUCAUCUCCUAUACCUUUAUCCACAUAGGAAGUGGAAACGCACAAUCAUAACAAGCGAUGUCUGCCGGCAGAAGUAAUGGUGGAGUGAGCUUUGAGCCUGGCACCUCCUAUAGCUUUAUCCAUAUAGAAAAAGGAAACCUACACGCAGAAGUUUGAAGGGAGUGAACCUUGAGCCCGGAACCCCUACCCAAAAAGACGCAGAAACUUACAAGCACAAGUUAUGGAGGAGUGGGCCUUGAACCCGGCACCUCCUAUCCCUUUACCAGUAUACAAAAAAAAAAAAACCUAUAUGAACAAGUUAUAGAGUAGAUGUCCGGCAGAUUACCCAUAUAAAAAAGGAAUCCUACAACCACCGCAGGAGAUGCUUGCCAGCUGAAGUUAUCGAGAAGUGAUCCUUGAGCCUGCUACAUCCUACUUGGAUGACAUAUAUAAAAAAAUUGAAGAGGAUGACUCGUUUGCCUUAGUAAAUAUACAAUUUUUGUUUCUUUAAAGGAAAACCCACAGAAGCUUUCCACAAUUUAGCCAGGCAAAUUCCUUUAAGGGGGAGUACGGUUUAAAGAUCAUUUUUAUACAUUUUUUGCAUUAUAACUGUAGUCGAUAAAGAAUUUUUUUUUGUUUAAACUUAAAAACAAAUUACUACGGUCAUUGGCGGAUUUUUAAAUAUUUCUUUAUGAAAAGUUAACAAAAUAUUUAACUCAAAUGCUUUACCAUAAUGAUUAUUGGUUGUUAGGAAUAGAUUUAAACUCUUUAAAAAAAAACACAAAUUGGUCUUUUUUACGACUUAACCCUACUCCUCUUUUAACUGAAAAAAUUUUCAUUUAAUCGGUAAAAAAAAAAAAUUAAAAGAUAUGAGCAAAUGAAACGGGAUAUUCUUAGGUUGUAUAAAAAUCUAUAUUCUCGUUAGAUUUUCUAAAUACUCAUAGAAAUUUUUAAAUUCGUUGCAAUAGGUAGAAAAUUCAUGAUAGGUAUAAAAUUCAUGAUAACUGCAAUAUAUAACACAUACGUCCUGAUGUUUUAAAGUUAUUCAUAAGAUAUUAAUUAAUGUUGUGUAUUUUAUUUUAUUUCGUUUUUGAUUGUUUUAUUUCAUUAAGUUUUAGUUCAAUAUCUUUUAUUGUAAUUUUUAUUUUUAUUCCCUUA